Messenger RNA from Planococcus citri (citrus mealybug), 2459 nucleotides. Its product is annotated as vesicular glutamate transporter 2-like. Bases 724 to 2298 code for a protein of 524 amino acids. Gene Ontology annotation, cellular component: membrane. NCBI's taxonomy places the organism in Eukaryota, Metazoa, Arthropoda, Insecta, Hemiptera, Pseudococcidae. Gene Ontology annotation, biological process: monoatomic anion transport; transmembrane transport. The record is from RefSeq and is a predicted model, not a curated record. The transcript has 11 exons. Gene Ontology annotation, molecular function: transmembrane transporter activity.
AUCAUGUCAUUCGUCUAAUUGAUAAUCAAAAUAAUAACGUGACCAAAUUUUUUCCCAUCUCUUUCGGCACAUUACCCAUAAAAUUCUGGAAACUCGAUGUCUACCGAGUAUUAAAAUUAGGUAUAGGUACCUACACUUGAGUAUUGAAUGGAAGCAAGCAAACUAUCCAUCGAGAUGCAAAAACCAGUCUAAAGAAAUGAUUGGCGAGUAGUGAUCUUCAGCUGCCCCACAAUAAGUAUACCUUUUAAACUCUAUCCCUACUAUUAAGUUAAUCUUAUCUGAAAAAUUUGAAUCACGUUGAAUUUUUUCUUCUACCUUGUCGGGCAGUCCGACCGGACUACUUGAUUCUUCAAUGAAGUAUAUCGAAUCAAGAAUGAACUUUCACAUGACAUGCCAGUACGUUUUCUUACGUUUUUAUAUGCCCAAUUUUCGCAUAUCGAAUUUUUUUAUGUACAAAAGAAGAAUUCGCGAGUGUAGUGUUUUGAUGUGUUAUUUGGAAAUAAUGAGGUUCGGUUGUUAAAUUGUUCUGAAUUUGUGAAGAUAACAACGUGGGGAAUUAUUUUUCAUUCGCAUGGACUCAUUUCAUUUCUAUCGUUUAAAGAAAGAGCACUUCUGAUGUGAAAUAACUCGCAAAGCGUGUAUCAGGACAGUACUCGGCAAUUACCCAGCGAGAUAUCAAUUUCUUCGGCGAAAAAAAGAUCGGCAAUUCUAUUCGUACGUAAAAUGAAAUCUCCAGGAAAUAAAACUCAAAACAGAAGCCAAACCAAAGGAAAGACGUCACCACCUAUUCGAAUUUCAACAAUCCAGCAAAGUUUUAAUUUGUUCUGCGAGAAAAACCCCACUGACAACACAUCACAAAACAUUCAACAAACUGAGGAAAAGAUACCACCUCCACCACCGGAUCCUCAAUCAACAAUCCCAUCCGCAUCAAUAUGGUUUUCAAAACGAUUUUUCGUCUGUUCUAUGAUGUUCGCAUGCUAUCUAGUGACUGCUAUUACACGAUUCAAUAUCAGUAUCGCUCUAGUUGAUAUGACUUCUGCCAAGGAAUACGAGAUAGGCAACUUGACACAAAUCCAACUUCCAGAAUUCGAUUGGGAUUCCAAGACUGUUGGAUUAAUUCUCAGCAUAUCGUAUUACGGAGGAUUAUUGGCUUGUGUGGGUGGAUACGUGGUGAACAAACUUGGAGGAGCGACUGGCUGUGCGAUAUCCUUGCUGUUUAUUGGCAUAACCACCAUGCUGAAUCCCAUCAGUUUAUAUUAUGGAUUUUACGUGUUUCUAGCAUGUCGAAUACUGACUGGAAUAUGUGAAAGUUUUUUACUAGUAAGCAUACUGGAAGUAAGUUCAAAAUGGAUUCCACAAAAUGAGAGAUCAAAGCUAAUAUCCAUCACGAUCACCGGAUUCAAUGUAGGCGUAGCAAUCGUACACGGUUUAUGCGCAUUUUUGGCCAAUGGAUGGGGCUGGCCAAUGAUAUUCUACGUGACCGGUGCCUUGGCCAUUACCACAUCCAUCAUUUGCUUUAUUCUGGUCAGAAAUCAACCUUCAGAGGACAAGUGGAUCUCUGAAGAGGAGCUCGUGUAUAUACAGCAGAGAACUGCAACUAAUCAAAGAAAACAAGUGGUCCAUCCGUAUAGAAGUAUUAUCACAUCGGCUCCAGUCUGGGCUUUUAUUACAGCUAGGUUCAGUUUAAUGUGGCUUCUCACAAUAAUAAUCACCUGUCUUCCUUUGUACGUCAAAGAUAUAACACAUCAGGACAUCAAUAAAGUUGGGAUUAUUUCCUCCGUUCCUAAUGCAGUCUGCAUUUUUACCAUCACAAUUUCUGGAAUUUUACUCGAUUAUGGGAAGAAAAAGGAUAUUUCUGUGUCGCAGUUGCAUCGGAUUUUAAUCAGCGGUUCGUUUCUAAUCAGUGGCGUGUUAUUCUUGAGCGCUGCGUACUUUGGCAAUUUAAUCGUGUCAUUAAUUUCGUUCGUUUUUACCCAAAUUCUCAUAUCCAUCGUUUCUCUGGUCACACAGAUCAUCAACAUCAGUAUAGCUCCAAAUAGCAACAGCGUUAUUUCUGGACUUGGUACCUUUGCGAUGUCAGUCAGCAGUAUUUUGGCACGAAGCAUUACAGGAUUAAUGCUCGAACAUCGUAGCGUAGAAGAAUGGAAUAAUUGUUUCAUCUUGACGAGCGGUGUAUCACUUCUUGGAGCUAUAAUAUUUGUGAUAUACGGGUCCAGCGAAGCUCAGCCAUGGUCAGUUCCAACGACUGAUACGAGUAAACAAAAGGGUCCGAAUUCAUGCAAUGAGAAUCGAUGUUGAUCAUGGCGACAUUCGAAAAUGAGCACAACUCUCAGAGACCUUGGUGAUUUGAAAUAAGCUGGGAAAAAUCGUAUAUUUUGACGAAUUGUGUCGUUUGCUACUGAAAGAUGAUGAUUUCCUGUACCAAUCCUCAGGUCAAAUAAAAAAAUACUACUAUACAA